GGCCGAUUAUCCCUCAAUACAGUACAUUGCUUCAUAUUACACGAUACUCUCUCUACUACAAGUUAAUGGCUGAGUAAAGCAUCUGCAACAACCCCACAAAGUAGCAAAAUAAAAGCAGUCCUCACCCUUUACUCCACCACCACCACUUUUAGUUCCACUUUUCCCACUGUCCCAUAAAACCCAUCUUUAACUGGAACUAAUUCUUGCACCCUUUUUAGCCUGUGCAAACUGUUCUCUACUACGCCUUUCAGAAAUAGGGAGUAAAACUGCAGAUAGAAGCUCGAGGGGAUUUUCACGUUCAUGCCAUGUCAACCCAGCAGGGAGUGAAACUGCAGAUAGAAUCCGAUCAUGUGGUGCUGGACAAUGGGAUGCUCAAACUCACUAUAUCAAAGCCACAAGGGAUGGUGACUGGGAUUCAGUACAAUGGUGUCACUAAUUUGCUUGAAUCCAGGAAUGAUGAGAUUGAUAGAGGGUACUGGGAUCUUGUUUGGAGCAAAACAGGAAGUACAGGAACAAAAGGGAGUCAGGAAAGAAUUAGUGGGACAAGUUUUAGUGUGAUAGUGGAAAAUGAGGAACAAGUGGAAGUCUCAUUCAAAAGAACAUGGGAUCCUUCCCUUGAAGGCCAACUUCCUUCCCUCAUCAUAGACAAGAGGUUCAUAAUGCUGAAGAACUCGUCAGGAUUCUAUUCGUAUGGGAUAUUCGAGCACUUGGCUGAAUGGAGCCCUUUCAACCUCCCACAGGUCAGGAUUGUGUUCAAGCUCAGCAAAGACAAGUUCCAUUACAUGGCUGUGAGUGAUAACAGGCAGAGAUUCAUGCCACUGCCAGAUGACAGGUCAGAAAAGAGAUCCAAGCCACUUGCUUAUCCUGAAGCUGUGUUGCUUGUGAACCCAGUUGAGCCAGAAUUCAAAGGAGAGGUGGAUGACAAGUACCAAUACUCGUGCGAAAACAAAGAUUUGAAAGUCCAUGGCUGGAUUUGCUCCGAUCCCACAGUGGGAUUCUGGCAGAUCACUCCUAGCAAUGAGUUCAGAACUGGUGGAUUGGUGAAACAGAACCUCACUUCACAUGUUGGCCCAAUCAAUCUUGCUAUGUUUCUGAGUGCUCACUAUGCUGGUGAUGAAAUGGUCCUGAAACUCAAACCAGGGGAGCCCUGGAAGAAAGUACUUGGUCCUGUGUUUAUGCACCUAAACACUACUACCGACGGACGCGACCCACUUUCGCUGUGGGAGGAUGCUAAGCGGCAGAUGGCGGUUGAAGUUCAGAGCUGGCCUUACAGCUUCCCUGCUUCAGAAGAUUUUCCUAAAGCGGAACAACGUGGCCGCAUCAGUGGGAGAUUCUUAGUCCAUGACUGGUCAGGAAGUUCCAUUUUUUUCAUUUCCUGAAACAAAUAACAAAAACACUUGCAAAAGGGUUGUAUCAUGUAUUGCAGAAUUUCUAAGUAGUUGAAAAUGUUGCAAACUUCUAGGUGUGUCAGUGAAACUAGCAUUCCUGGAAAUGGUGGAUAUGUUGGAUUGGCACCACCUGGAGAGGUUGGAUCUUGGCAGACUGAUGGCAAGGGAUACCAGUUCUGGACACAGGCAGAUGAGCAAGGUUUGUUCUCGAUCGCCAACGUUCGGCCCGGGGAUUACAAUCUCUACGCCUAUAUCCCUGGUUUUCUCGGUGAUUACAAAUUUGGUUCUUCUGUCACCAUAGCACCAGGAAGUAGUAUGGACAUGGGGGAUGUUGUGUACGAACCUCCGAGACAUGGACCGACGCUGUGGGAAAUGGGUUACCCUGAUAGAACUGCAUCCGGAUUCUAUGUUCCUGAUGUUGAUCCCAAGUAUAUCAACAAGCUUUAUGUGAACCAUCCUGACAGGUUCAGACAAUACGGGUUGUGGGAUAGAUAUACAGAAUUGUACCCAGAUAAGGAUGUGGUUUAUACUGUUGGGAAGAGUGAUUGGGCCAAAGAUUGGUUCUAUGCCCAUAUUCCCAGAAGAACGAAGGAAGGCGAAUAUGUACCGACCACGUGGCAGAUCAAAUUCUACGUCGACAGCGUUGGCAAUACGAGCAGUAGCAAUGUGGGAGACUAUUUGCUUCGCGUCGCUGUUGCCACUGCCCAUGUUGCAGAACUGCAGGUUAGAAUCAACAACCAAGACAUGAGUAGCUCUCCAUUGUUCUCGACGGGAGUGAUUGGGCACGACAACACGAUAGGAAGACACGGAAUCCACGGGCUGUAUAGGCUGUACGAGGUUCUGGUCCCAGCUGCUCUACUUUCGAAAGGAGAGAACAUAUUCUACUUCACUCAGACGCAAACCAAGUCUCCUGCUACUGCCCCAUUUGAGGGGCCCUUCCAAGGGAUCAUGUACGAUUACAUUCGUCUGGAAGCACCUCCGAGCUCGCCUCAUUGUCUUUCUCUCGCAUGAUGGAAUUGGAAUUCACUGUCUAAUGUUCUGGGACAGUAUUCCAGAUGUGCUUGUUAAACGAGAUUUUAACUCGUUUACAUGUUAAGUGGACCAUAUGUUUGUAGGUUAAAGUGGACUUGUUAUGACAACUAUGAACUAUGUAAUCUAUACAUGUAUCCUAGUUUUUUUACCAUAUAUAUAUUAAUUAAUUUAUAUAUUUAA
Linum tenue is the source of this 2600-nucleotide messenger RNA. The record is from the annotation of a GenBank genome assembly. Lineage: Eukaryota; Viridiplantae; Streptophyta; Magnoliopsida; Malpighiales; Linaceae.